CCGAACCCACGUAUGAAAAUAAUAACUGCCCAUGAACUCCCCGCCUAUAAAUAAAAACAUGCUGCAUCCUCAAAAUUUAUUGUAUUGCUCACACCAAACCCUAAUACUAUACAGGCAAAACAAUGAGAAUUUCUUCUAUGGAUGAAUGCUCUAGCAGCCAGCCAACAAGGCCUCGUUGGGCAGACGACGACGACGACAACGACGAUGACUUGAUUCUUCCCCCACGUCAGGUGAUCGGGCCUGAUCAGGAUGGUAUCAAGAAAGUUAUUGAGCAUAAGUUGAAUGAUGAGAACAAACUGGUCAGGAUCACGACCACUACUCGAGUUCGUAAAGUGGCGGAUGCAAGGCUUAGUAAGCGUGGUGUGGAGAGGAGAGCUUGGAGAAAGUUUGGACAUGCUGUUAAUGAAGAAGCUGCUGGUGCUAAAUUGACUGUGGUUUCUACUGAGGAUAUUCUUCUUGAACGACCUUUGCCUUAUGGUAGCAAAAGAGAAGAAUCAAAGCAUCAAAAUGAGAAAGAAGGUACCACUCUUAUGAUUUGCAGAAGCUGUGGAAGGAAGGGAAAUCACUGGACUGCAAUGUGUACUUACAAAGAUCUCUCCCAACCGAUUGAAAGUUUUAGUGAGCAAGAUGUAACAUCUGCAAAAGACGGUACAAAAGGAACAUAUGUUCCUCCCAGUUUGCGACGUGGGGCAGAGAGGAGCAGUGGCUCUGAUAUGAAGCGCAGGACUGAAGAAAAUUCAGUCCGAGUCACAAAUCUAUCAGAAGACACCCGCGAGGCUGACCUGAAUGAGCUCUGUCGUGCUUUUGGCCCUGUUACUCGCGCUUAUGUGGCCACUGACCACAGCACUGGUAUGUGCAGAGGUUUUGGUUUUGUUAAUUUUCUUAACAGGGAGGACGCUGAGAAAGCGAUCAAGGUACUUAACGGCUAUGGUUAUGACAACCUCAUACUCCAGGUUGAAUGGGCAGCACCUAGGACUAACCAAAUUUAGUCCAUGAUCAAAUAAUAGACUCUUUUUUUUUUUUUAAUGCUCUGUUUUUUCAAUAAAUGUCUUGGAAAUGUAUUAGAUAACAUUCUGGCCUAGUUACAACAAUUAGGAUAAUAUUUCAUCUUCCAUACAAGACCUGAUCUUGAAUGAUGUACUAUUCAUAUACGUCUCCUCAGAGUCGCAACAUUCUC
This is a messenger RNA of Daucus carota subsp. sativus, 1177 nucleotides long. RefSeq lists its product as uncharacterized. The transcript is spliced from 2 exons. The record is from RefSeq and is a predicted model, not a curated record. Gene Ontology annotation, cellular component: eukaryotic translation initiation factor 3 complex; cytoplasm. Gene Ontology annotation, molecular function: translation initiation factor activity; RNA binding. NCBI's taxonomy places the organism in Eukaryota, Viridiplantae, Streptophyta, Magnoliopsida, Apiales, Apiaceae. The coding region runs from base 123 to 989 and encodes 288 amino acids.